GUGUAAGGCCGCCUGCAGGAGGCGAGGCUGCCCUGGCCUCCCGCACCAGCCUGUGGAACCCAGCCCGGAGGGAAGUCGCCACAGCCGCCCGGGCGGCUCUCCUGCCCUUUGGCCAGGCUUACAGUUCCUCUUAGUAUGACCUUGAUCUGAUUGGACAAACCAAGAAUUACUUCUUGUCCCUGGCACUGCAGUGCUGGGGCCUCUUCAUCGCCCCAAACUACAGCAUUGUCAUGGCAGCUGCCUCUACUUCCAGCCCUGUAAUUUCACAGCCCCAGUUCACAGCCAUGAAUGAACCACAGUGCUUCUACAACGAGUCUAUUGCCUUCUUCUAUAACCGGAGUGGAAAAUAUCUAGCUACAGAAUGGAACACAGUGAGCAAGCUGGUGAUGGGGCUGGGGAUCACUGUCUGCGUGUUCAUCAUGCUGGCCAACCUACUGGUCAUGGUGGCAAUCUAUGUCAACCGCCGCUUCCAUUUCCCUAUUUAUUACUUGAUGGCCAACCUGGCUGCUGCAGACUUCUUUGCUGGAUUGGCCUACUUCUACCUGAUGUUCAACACAGGACCUAAUACUCGGAGACUGACCGUUAGUACAUGGCUCCUCCGGCAGGGUCUCAUCGACACCAGCCUGACAGCCUCUGUGGCCAAUCUGCUGGCUAUCGCCAUCGAGAGGCACAUCACGGUUUUCCGCAUGCAGCUUCAUACACGAAUGAGCAACAGGCGCGUGGUUGUGGUGAUCGUAGUCAUCUGGACAAUGGCCAUUGUGAUGGGUGCCAUACCCAGUGUGGGCUGGAACUGCAUCUGUGAUAUUGAUCAUUGUUCUAACAUGGCACCACUCUACAGUGACUCCUACCUAGUCUUCUGGGCCAUUUUCAACCUGGUGACCUUUGUGGUCAUGGUGGUUCUCUAUGCUCACAUCUUUGGCUACGUUCGCCAGAGGACUAUGAGAAUGUCUCGGCAUAGUUCAGGACCCAGGAGGAAUCGGGACACCAUGAUGAGUCUUUUGAAGACUGUGGUCAUUGUGCUUGGUGCCUUUAUCGUCUGCUGGACUCCAGGACUGGUCUUGUUACUUCUGGAUGUGUGUUGUCCGCAGUGCGACGUCCUGGCCUAUGAGAAGUUCUUCCUCCUCCUCGCUGAGUUCAACUCUGCUAUGAACCCCAUCAUCUACUCCUACCGCGACAAAGAGAUGAGCGCCACCUUCAGACAGAUCCUGUGUUGCCAGCGCAAUGAGAACCCCAGUGGCGCCACGGAAGGCUCUGAUAGGUCCGCUUCCUCUCUCAACCAUACCAUUCUGGCUGGAGUUCACAGCAAUGACCACUCUGUGGUUUAGAAGGAAGCCAGCCGGACUCUGUGGAGCAGUGAGCCCCACCCUGCCCCCCCCCCCCAGCCAGGGCACGGUGGGGAGCCGGAAGAGAAAAAGACACUUAAUGUACUUAAACACUAACCAAUGGCAGUAUUUGUCCCUAGACCCAAGAGACUUAGGAUGAACCUAUUUGACAGCCCCCAUCUUCUCCUUUGGAAAAUAGAAGUGGAAUGUCUUAGUGGAAUCCAGAAACAGACUCUGGGGUGACCAUGUAGCCUUCACUAACUAGACUUAAAAUAUUUUAUGUGGUUUGGCCUAAGCCAGAAAAAAAUUCUGCCAAAUCUAGUACACAACUUCACACAGGCUUCCCCUUAACAAACAAACAGACAGACAGACAACUCUGGAAGAUACAUUUCAUUUAAUAAGUAUGCUUAUGGCUGCCGGCAUGCUUGUGGUUGAAAAGACUCUUAAACUGACAUAGGUGAACUUUUUCCACUAUGGAAGAAAAAUGUUAAUUAGAAUGACUUUUGUGUUUGUUUGUUUGUUUGUUUGUUUAGAAAGCAAGCAUGUGAUGUGUGAAUACAGUAUGCUUUUCUUUAAAGAUGAAAGGAUACUAUUUUAAAUCUUCUAGGGUGUAGAAGAAUCUAAUAAAAAUCAGUAUUCAUUUAGGCUAUGGAAGAAACAAUAUCCUAAUCAAUUACCUUUUAAUUAGAGUGUUGAAACACACACAAAAAGGCAAGAAAUAUGAGCUUGCCAGCCAAAGAGUGUGUACUCUAAAAGCGUUAGAGAAGGUGAAAUGCAGUGGUAUUGCCCCUGCAUUAAGAUGCCCAAGUGCGUUCUUCCUGCCAGAUCAUCAGUGGAAUUUUUUUUUUAAAGCCUGUGGUUUUCCAAGUUAUGAAAUACUACAUACUUACUAUAGAAAAACUUGAAAAUUGCAGAACUGUGUGAAAAAGAAAAGAAAAAAAAGAUUACUGAUCGUACAACCUGGAAGUAACGAUAUAGCUCACACGUGUAUGCUAGACAUAUAUUAUAUACUUUUUUUUUUACAUAAUUGAAGUGAUAUUGUAAAAUGUUUUUGUAACUUUUUCUUUCAGAAUUGCCAGGUUUUCCUAUGGCAUUUUUUUUUCUUUUUUACAAAAACAGUGUUAGUGGCUAUAUAAUAUUCCUUUUAAUGGAUGCAGCUCAGUUUAUUUAACCAUUCCUUAUUGUUGACUAGGUUUUUACAAUUUUUUUCAUUAUUAUAAUAUUGGAAGAAUCUUGUGUACAUACAACUUUGCCAGUAUCAUUGAUUAUUUACUUAGGACCUAUUCCCAUGAAGGAUCUACUUUUUAAAAUGUGAAAUGUUGUCAUGUGUUUUCACUUUAUAAAAAGGGAUAUUCUACUUUCAAGCUGCAGGGGUGGCCGUGAUGAUAAAAACCCUUGAAAUUACCUUUUUGCAAAAGAAACAGAGCAGUUACUUUAGUUGAGAAUGACUUCUUAACAGGGUUUUCCCCAAUAACCAAGAUGCCCUAAUGUAACUAGCAAUUUCACAUUAGUGUUUUGAGAAAAUGGUGAUCCCAUUCUUGGCAGCGAUGACUGCAGGUAGAAGUGAAGAAAACAAAGGAAUCAAACAUCAGAAAUGAAUCUAGCAUUACUGUAUGAAGUAGCCAGGGUGGGGUAUGUUAGCAACUAGCUGCUGCGUGAUCUCCAGCAAUUCCACGUUCAGAGAUGCCUGGAAUAUUGACUGGGUGAUUGUCACAUGAUAAGGAGCAAGGAGGAGGAAGUAUAGUCCCGAAGCAGGUGUAGGGAGGUCAGGAGGAUGUCUGAGAGAAAGAAGUCUUGAAGAGAGUGGCAUUCUAGGAAGAAGGAAGGCAGAGUAUGUGGCCUAUGUCUGGACAGAAGGUUGGUAUGUGAUGUGUGCCUGAUGGGAAAAAAAAAUAAAAGCAAGUGGAGAGCCAGUUAUCUGAAAAAAAAAUUGCUCAGAGUUUACACAAAAUGCAAAAAAAAAAAAAAUUAUACUGGAAAUGAGUGAAAUGAACUUGGAUUUUAUGAUACUGGAAACGAGUGAAAUGAACUUGGAUUUUUAUGGGGAAGAUAAGGACUAUUUGAAUUGAAAAGCAUACUAAUUGAACCUUAAUAAAUCAUUCUCAAUCAGUGUUUGGUGAA
Psammomys obesus (fat sand rat) is the source of this 3443-nucleotide messenger RNA. RefSeq names its product lysophosphatidic acid receptor 1 (gene Lpar1). Bases 231 to 1325 code for a protein of 364 amino acids. Gene Ontology annotation, biological process: phospholipase C-activating G protein-coupled receptor signaling pathway; neurogenesis. Gene Ontology annotation, molecular function: lysophosphatidic acid receptor activity. Lineage: Eukaryota; Metazoa; Chordata; Mammalia; Rodentia; Muridae. The transcript has 4 exons. Gene Ontology annotation, cellular component: membrane. The record is from RefSeq and is a predicted model, not a curated record.